Messenger RNA from Stegastes partitus (bicolor damselfish), 6798 nucleotides. RefSeq names its product SWI/SNF related BAF chromatin remodeling complex subunit C1a (gene smarcc1a). The record is from RefSeq and is a predicted model, not a curated record. Gene Ontology annotation, cellular component: synapse. Gene Ontology annotation, biological process: cell projection morphogenesis. Gene Ontology annotation, molecular function: protein binding. The transcript is spliced from 28 exons. NCBI's taxonomy places the organism in Eukaryota, Metazoa, Chordata, Actinopteri, Pomacentridae. The coding region runs from base 33 to 3425 and encodes 1130 amino acids.
GGAGAAAGACAACGCAGCGAACAAAACACACAAUGGCGACGGCGGCGACAACGGCAGGCGGAACGGGCUCAGGCGGACCGGCCACCGGCCCGGUCGGCGGCGGGACUGCAGUGGGACGAAAGAAAGACGGCGGUCCGUCUACGAAAUUCUGGGAAAGUUCAGAGACGAUAUCCCAACUGGAGGCGGUGCGGCUGUGGAUCGGAAAGCACUACAAGAAGUAUGUCCAGAAUGACUCCCCCUCCAGUAAAUCCUUGGCAGGCCUGGUGGUCCAGCUGCUGCAGUUCCAAGAGGACGCGUUUGGGCGCAGGGUCAACAAUCCUGCUCUCACCAAGCUGCCUGCCAAGUGUUUCUUGGAUUUCAAGGCAGGAGGUGCUCUCUGUCACAUCCUGGGGUCUGUGUACAAGUUUAAGAGCGAGCAGGGCUGGCGUAGAUUUGACCUGCAGAAUCCCUCCCGGAUGGACAGAAACGUGGAGAUGUUCUUAAAUGUUGAAAAGAACUUGGUCCAGAAUAACUGCUUAACUCGACCCACUGUCUUCCUGUCGUCGGACAUCGAGCAGAAACAGGCCAGUAAGCUCAAAGACAUCAUCAAAAGGCACCAGGGCUCCAUCACUGAGGAUAAGUCAAAGGCCACCCACCACAUUUACCCCUCUCCAUCCCAACAAGAAGAAGAGGAGUGGCUGCGUCCUGUCAUGAGGAAAGACAAACAGGUGCUCGUGCACUGGGGUCUCUACCCAGACAGCUAUGACACCUGGGUAUCAGCCAGUGAGGUGGACGGUGACCUGGAGGACCCACCGAGCACUGACAGACCCUGGAAGGUCCAUGCCAAGUGGGUCUCAGACACCGACGCUUUCAAUGAGUGGAUGAACGAGGAAGACUAUGAGGUGGACGAGAACAAGAAGCCGGUCAGCUUCCGCCAGAGGAUCUUCCCCAAGGAGGAAGAGUCUUCCCGUACACCCGAUCGAAAGGAGCGCAAGGCCAACUCCGCCGGCAAGAAGAGGAGGCGCUCCCCCUCGCCACCCAGCACUCCCGCUGAGUCCCGGAAGAAGGGAGGCAAGAAGGGGAACCCAGGGCCUCACUGGAAGCGACGAGGCCACCGAGGCGAAGAGGAGGACACCGAGGAGGACAUGACAAAGGACUUGGAUGACUCCUCGGCUGGUGCCAGCAUGGAGGAGGGCAGCAUGUCCAAGAAUGCAAAUUCAAAGAAAGACAGCGAGAAUACUCCGGUCAAAGGAGGGAAUGAUUUGGAUGACAUGGAAGAUGAUUCUGUGCUCUCUGGUGGAAAGGACGAUGAGGAUCAAGGCAAAGGCGAAGUCAACCGACUGAUGGACGCCAGCGAGGACAACGUGACCGAACAGACGCACCACAUCAUCAUCCCCAGCUACGCCGCGUGGUUUGACUACAACUGCAUCCACGAGAUUGAGAGAAGAGCCCUUCCUGAGUUCUUCAAUGGAAAGAACAAGUCCAAAACUCCAGAGAUAUACCUGGCCUACCGUAACUUCAUGAUCGACACAUAUCGGUUAAACCCACAGGAGUACCUCACCUCCACCUCCUGCCGCAGGAACCUUACUGGGGAUGUUUGUGCCAUCAUGAGGGUACACGCAUUCCUCGAGCAGUGGGGUUUGGUGAACUACCAGGUGGACGCUGACAGUCGCCCGUUGCCCAUGGGCCCCCCACCCACACCCCACUUCACUGUGCUGGCUGAUACGCCCUCUGGCCUUAUGCCCCUCAACCACCGACCCCCGCCGAUUCCUCCUCCGCAGCCGAUGCCCAACUUCGUAGGCAAAGACAAAGACAAGGCCAUUGACCUGCAGAACUUUGGCCUUCGCCCUGAUCUCUACAAGAAAAACAUCAAGGGUAAAGCAGUCACCACCACCAGGGAGUGGACCGAGCAGGAGACUCUACUGCUGCUGGAGGCCCUGGAGAUGUACAAAGACGACUGGAACAAAGUGUCGGAGCAUGUGGGUUCACGCACCCAAGACGAGUGUAUCCUGCACUUCUUGCGGCUCCCCAUUGAAGAUCCGUACCUGGAAAGCACGGAGACGUCCCUGGGCCCUCUGGCCUACCAGCCCAUACCCUUCAGCCAGUCUGGAAACCCUGUCAUGAGCACAGUAGCCUUCUUGGCUUCAGUAGUCGACCCCAGAGUGGCAUCUGCUGCUGCCAAGGCUGCACUAGAGGAGUUCUCUCGUGUGCGUGAGGAGGUGCCGGCUGAGUUGGUGGAGGCUCACGUGAAGAAGGUGCAGGAAGCCGCCAGGAGCACUGGCAAGGUGGACCCCGCUUUUGGCCUGGAGAGCAGCGGCAUUGCUGGAACUGCCCCUGAGGAGCCAGAAAAGACUGAAACCACAGAGCCAGAAAAGAUGGACACAGACUCAGACUCCCAGCAGGCCGAUAAGGCCGAGUUGAAGGACGAGGCAGAGAAGCCCAGCGAGUCUGCAGAGAAGAGCGACAAGACGGAGGCGACGGAAAAGGUGAAGAAGGAGGGAACAGAGACAUCGGAACGCGAGGAGGAGACUGAAGAGGGAGGGGAGGCCAAGACAGCUCCAGCAGACAAGGACAAGGAGGAGACUAUGGAGACGUCAUCCUCGGAGCAGGAGAAGGAUAAGGAGGAGAAGGCGGUGACGGAGGAGGGCGAGGACAAGAGGAAGAAGCUGGAACAUGACAUCGGCGAGGGAAACAUUGCCACUGCAGCUGCUGCUGCCCUGGCAUCUGCUGCCACCAAGGCCAAGCACUUAGCAGCAGUGGAGGAGAGAAAGAUCAAGUCCCUGGUCGCUCUGCUGGUGGAGACCCAGAUGAAGAAGCUGGAGAUCAAGCUGAGGCACUUCGAAGAGCUGGAGACCAUCAUGGAUCGCGAGAAAGAGGCGUUGGAGCUUCAGAGGCAGCAGCUGCUCACCGAGCGUCAGGCGUUCCACAUGGAGCAGCUCAGAUACGCAGAGAUGAAGGCGAGGCAGCAGAUGGAGCAGCAAGCCGCCGCUGCAGCCGCUGCCGCCGCCCAGGCCCAGGGACAGGGGCAGGCGCCUGGAUCUGGACCCCAGUCUGGGCCCCCUCCACCGGGCAUGCACCCUGGAGGACCCCCACCACACCAUGGAGGACCUCCCCACCACGGAGCACCCCCAGCACACCACGGAGGGCCCCCUCCUGGGGCGGCAAUGCACCCUGGCUACCCCCCAAUGGGUCACCACCCCAUGGCCCCUCACCACCCAGGCCAGACAGGACCGAUGGGACCAGGCCAGCCGAUGCCGGGACGUAUGAUGUCCGGUCCGCCCUCUGCUGGCCCCCCUCCUGGUGGCAUGCCUCCCAUGAUGCCUCCACGCCACCCUGGAGCUCCCAACGGCAUGUACCCCGGCCCACCACCUGCACAGCCUGAAGCGAUGCCCGUGGCUCCCGUGGGUCCUCCGGCGCCUCAGAGUGGACGAGUGGCCGACAACUAAGACCUACACACACACACACACAAAUACACACAGAAGCACACAUGCAUACAACUAACUCUGUCUCUGAGCAUCAGCCCCGUUUUGAUGGCCUUUGCUACUGGCUCGAUAUUUUUUUCCCCCCUCAACACUCAAAACUACCAUAAACAUCAUCACAGGACACACACACACACCCAGACAAACGCACACACACACACUCAGGGUUCAGUGGCAAAGGUAACCCGACUCUUCACACACACACACGUGCAGACUUCCUCUCAGGGCACAGCGGCAAGGGUCGUCUAGUGAUAAACACUGUUUUCUGCUCGGAGGUUGGCGAGAAUGACCCUGUGUACAGAAAACGGAACAAAGGAGACGGAACAGAUUUUUAAAAAACAAUAUCUGUCUCACCUUUUUUUCCCCUCCUCCUCCUCCUCCUGCCCUCUUUCUAGUGCUGUUUGAAAUGACACUGUAACCCUUCCCGUCUCACAACAACAACAAAAACACACACACCUCUUCUUGUCUGGUUCCUCUUUCUCCAGGACAAACACUAGGGGGAGCUAGUGAGACCGGUCAGACAUGCAGGGGUGUGUGUGUGUGCUCAGCUGUAACACACACACAAACACACACAGGAGGCAAGCUAAUUGUUGAGACGAUAACACGAGUACAACACACACACACACAGAGGACCCAGCCUGCCCUCGCUCUUGUCUUGUCGAGUAUCUACCUCUCGCUCCUCUUUAAAUCAUACACUGUAGUUCUGCGUGUGUGCGUCUGUGAAUGUGUGUGUGUGUUAGACAGAGGGCUGUUUGAUGGCGGUUUGUGCCUUUUUUCUUUUUUCUGUAUAUGUACGAAGUAAAUUUUCUUCUGCACUAGUUGAAACGAAAGUGCAAAUGUGAUAAAGACAAAUCCUCACGUCUGCAGGAAAGUAGUUCUCUAAUCUGUUUGACGAAGCGCGUCCUCGUGUCUUGACCCAAACAAAGAUGGCAGCUGUAAAUUAAUGCUACUUAACUGUGUCCGCGUCCAGGUUUAAGCUGCCCUUCGUUAAGGGAAACGUUUGUCUCAACAGGAUGUAAAGAGCUUUGUCUUAAUUAUCGACUGGGGUUUUUGUUUUUCCUGUUACAUUUCAAAUUACAAAGCUGGCAUUAUUAAUAUUUAUAUAUUUUGUUGUUGUCAACACAUCCCAUGAAAAAACCAAAACAAGUGUCUUAGUACUUCUUGACCUUAACUGAAGAUGUAAAUGUGAAUGGAAAGGCUACACACUACUAAAACUCUCACAAAUCAAACAGGAAAAAGAGAAAAAAGAAAAUGCAUUAGUCUGGAUCUAUUUUCAGCUGCGGAUUAAUCUGGUGCUCUAAGAUACAGCAAGGCUCACUGAUUUGAAUAACAAUUGAGCCCUGCAGCACAGAGGAGCGUUCUUGGUUUGGGUCUUUUAUUGCAUUUUUUGGGUAAAAGUUUCAGAUCUAAAUGACACGAGAGGCACAAGCCGGGGCCUUGGUCCGACCACCGGACCGGCGACAGGCGGCCAUCGUUCCUCCUUCUGUCACACCACCCGCAGCGCUGCGACACACACACACAGAAAUGUAAGCUAAGCUGAGGCGAACACUGGAGGCUGCAUGCACACACCGACUUGGCCAGACCCUGCCACAAAGCACUGGAGACACACACACACUCACACUUAGACACACAACAUCACACACACACACACACGUAAUCUCCUGCUGACCUUCACGCAGCCUUUACAGACGGGGAGACGCUGUGAUGCGGCUGAAGCAUCAGAACAUGACGACGCUCUUCUUCGGCGCGGUGGGCUUCUAGAUGUUUUUAGGUGCUGAUACUGUAGCGAUUAAACCCCGCCUCUCUCCUCACCUACCGCCUAGUGCUGCCUACCUCGCUAACACUCCCCCCCCUCCCCACCCCUCUACUUUUUCGCAUCGCUUUCCAGCCACUGUAAAACUCAGCAAUAUCCAAACUCCUGCGUGUCGAUGCGCAGAAACACACUGAGCUACGAAGCAAAUCGUGACCGUUUAGUCCUCGGAUGCUGCGUCCUGUGAUGUUGCAGUCAGUGAAAAACAAACAAGGGGAGCAACCACUGAGCUGAAACGAUGAGCGAGAUUUAAAAAAAACAACGUUCAGACACUAUUUUGCCAAACAGUCCUGAGUUCCAGCUUCUCGGUUUUCUUAAAUGAUCAGCAAUCGAAUAUUUUAGACCGUCGGCGGUUUAAAAUUCAACAGUUGGGCUUCGCUUUUCACAUCUUCUAACUUUCUUUCUUUGUCUUUUGAAGCUGAAUAAGUCGAGAAAAUCAUCAGUAGAAUAAUAAAAUGAUGCCUAGAUGCGGCUUCUUUCUUUUCAUUGUCGGUUAAGUGUUUAAUGUCCAACCAGAAGCUAUAAAACUGAAAAAAAGGAGAUAAAAUUGGCUUAAAAUUGAUAUUUUUCUUCUUUAAUUCUGAUUAAGCUGUUGGCUAAACAGUCCAUCAGAAGCUUUUUUGUUUGUCUGUGGUUAAAUCCACAAUGUUUCUGAGCAUUUUAAGGAUUUCUUGUCCUCGUUGGCCAAAAAGUUUGGAUUGAAACUUGAUAUUUGAAACAGCAGUUGAGCAAACAGAUGCUCAGACGUCUGCUUAUAAUGUUCAGGAGGAGGAAAAAAAAGUUUGUUGUUCUGUCAGAUAAUCACUUUCAGCUCCAGUUGACGAUAUUCCCCCUUCCACACGAUACUUGAAUCACCUUGAAUUUAAGGUUAACGAGCAAGUUGGCUUUAAACACAGUUCACCUGUCGUCACAGUCGCCACGCGAGGUCGUUUUAAUGUGAAGUCUGAACCUGAGCUGACUCCUCUCCCCCUCUUCGCUAGCACUGUUAGUAUCUCUGCUACCUCUUCCUCGUUCAUCCGCUAGCUACCUCUUCUAGAAAAUCUUCCUCUUGCUAUCUGCUACCUCUCUGCGCACCCCUUCGCUACCUCUCGUUCCUCUUUCCUUUCUAUUCUGUUCCUCUUAUCUCUUUUUCUUUCGCCUGCCCACACGACUGCUGCACCAUUGCCCUCUUCUCACGGUCUGUCGGAAGAAGAAGAAGAAAAAAAAACAAAACACACGUACGAUCAUUCACUCGCGCUCUCACUCGCCGUGCCCUCCUUUGUCCCAUUCAACAUCCUACCAGGCUUGUUAUGUAAUAUCACCUAAAUAUGACGGGACUCCCCCCUUACAUAUAUUAUCUUUAAUCGAUACCUUUUCUUUUGUGUUAAUGGUAAUGUAUUUUUAAGGAGAAGUUUUGUGUAGAUGGAAGUUAUCUCUGUUCUUUGUAGCAUUUGUUUUCUUUUCUUUCUUUUUUUUUGUUUUUUUUAUUUUGUAUGGGGUCUGUUGGUACUUGGACCUAGACACUGUCGAAUAAACUGUGUUUUGUAUGAG